Stegostoma tigrinum is the source of this 1885-nucleotide messenger RNA. Its product is annotated as shootin-1-like. The transcript is spliced from 17 exons. Lineage: Eukaryota; Metazoa; Chordata; Chondrichthyes; Orectolobiformes; Stegostomatidae. The record is from RefSeq and is a predicted model, not a curated record. The coding region runs from base 51 to 1784 and encodes 577 amino acids.
UGACCUAGCAUCCUGCGUGUUUCUUCUAGAGUCUGCUGGACGACGCUCCGAUGGAUGACAGUGAUUGCAGCUGGAUUAGAGAGCAUGCUAAUUCGGUGCGACUCUCAGACUGUGAUCAGCAAUUUCAGAGUCUCCUAGCGGAUGCUGAAGAGUGUCAACAACAUUGCUGUGGGUCUGGAGACACAUGUAGGCCAGACCAGGAUGAGAACGGAACCCUGCCCUUGGAGAUGGAUGAGACAGAGAUGGUGCGGAAGGAGCUGCGACAGACCACCAUGGAUAUUAUCACACAGCUGGAAGAGCUGGAGACACAGCUGGAGAUAGAAAAAGCUUGCCAUGAGAAUGCAGAAGUAUUCGCUGUUAAGCUGACCAAGGAGAACCAGAAACUGCAGCAUCUGAGCCUUGCUCUGCAGCCGGUCUGGGACCAUCUACCCACAGACAUCACACAGCUAGGCCUCAACUACGAAGAAACAUGUGACCCCAUCACUGAGCCCAGCUCACAGGAACUGCUGCAGCUCCAAGAAUUUCAGGAAACAAUAUCUCACCUCAUGGAGGAAAAGAAACAACUGGCCAACAAGGUACAGCAGCUGGAGAGCCAACUGGUGGCAUUAACACAACAAGUGAGGAAGGAGCAGUCUGAGAAGAUGGGUCUGCAGGAAGCUCUGGAGAAACAGAACAAGAGUUUACAACGGUUCAGUGAAGUCUCCUCGUUGGUGACCCGCGAAUACGAGGACCUCAGGCAACAUCUGCAGCUGGAGCAGGACCUUCGAAAGCAGGCAGAGAGCUACGCCCAUCAGAUGCGGGUGAAGAAGCAGGAAGCCACUCGGCAAAGUAUAAUCCUGCUGGAAAACACAAGUCCAAGCAUGCCACUUCUCAAAGCCCUGGAAGAGGUGGCCAACGUUACAAAGGCCUUGGAGGAAGAAAAGUUCAAACACCAGCAGCAGGUCAAUGAGCUGCAGAAACAGAUUGAAGAAUCGAAUUCCAAGCAGGAAACUGAGCGGCUUCAGAUGCUGCUGUGCUUAGCGGAGGAUGAGAAAGAGGAGAUGGCAACGAAACUCAAGGAGGCCGAGAGAAGGAGCACGGAACUGGAGUCACAAGUGAAGGAUCUUCAGGAGAAGCUUACAUCAGCAGAGGGAUCAGUGAUGGAGGAAGCGAUGAGACAUCCUGUGCCUCCACCUCCACCCCCACCCCCACCUCUACCACCGCCUCUUCCACGUGAAUCUCCAGCUAACCCAUUGGCCGAGUUACUGAAGAGAAGGCAAAAGAAUCCGACAGGGGAUGGGCCGAACACACAAGACUCAGUCAGCCUCAAUGAUCUCAAGGUGAAAGCUGUGAAUGAGAUGAUGGAGAGGAUCAAAACUGGUGUCAUCCUGAAACCCACCAAAAGGAAGAUGGAGCUGCUGGAUCCAAAACCUUCAGCCGGUGGGAACGAAGGGAGUGCAGUACACGAGCUGAAAGGCAUGCUGGAUUCAAUGACAAACAGAAAGAUCCGGCAAUCCAGUUGGAAAAGUGAGAAGAAACAGAGUGAGCUGGAAACCAUCUUACUGAGGCGGAGAAGGGUAACCGACACGAAAACAAUUUCGGGAGAAGAAGACACGGAAAAUCCAGCAGCACCUCCUGCAGGCCAAUGUGAAUCAAAGAACCCCGCGCUAACCUCAGCCUCCAGCAGGAUCUCACUGAAGGGCUUGAAGAGAGCCAUGUGUGUUCAACAGAGCCGACGGACCUCAGAGAUCACAGCCCUGAACAGGAGGAGCUCAGAGCAGCCGGAGAAACCAGCAAAACCAUGAGGGGCUGGGAUACCAACACAGUCUGUCAUUCCAAUCAGGCGGCUUUCCAAAUAUUCUCUCUCUCUCUUGUCUAAUGCAGAAUAAAGCAGCUAUCACCGGAA